This is a messenger RNA of Cimex lectularius (bed bug), 9592 nucleotides long. It is a transcript of the gene Myo81F, whose product is annotated as unconventional myosin-VIIa. The transcript has 32 exons. NCBI's taxonomy places the organism in Eukaryota, Metazoa, Arthropoda, Insecta, Hemiptera, Cimicidae. The record is from RefSeq and is a predicted model, not a curated record. Gene Ontology annotation, cellular component: myosin complex; cytoskeleton. Gene Ontology annotation, molecular function: cytoskeletal motor activity; protein binding; ATP binding. Bases 24 to 6254 code for a protein of 2076 amino acids. Gene Ontology annotation, biological process: signal transduction.
GGGAUCAUGUUGGAGUACCUGAUAUGACACUUAUAUCGGACAUAGAUGAAGUCAGAAUCCAAGAAAACCUUAAAGUUCGAUACGACCAUAACAUCAUAUAUACAUAUACUGGGACGAUACUGGUUGCUGUUAAUCCAUAUAAAGAUCUGGAUAUAUAUUCUUCAGAGUAUGUGUUUGAGUACCAUGGAAAGAAAAUGGGAACUCUGGACCCCCAUGUGUUUGCACUUGCCGAAGCUGCUUACAAAAACUUGCAAACUGAAGAUAACAACCAGUCCUGUGUCAUAUCAGGUGAGAGUGGAGCAGGAAAAACGGAGACGACAAAAUUCAUACUGCAGUACCUAUGUUCUGUUACGAGCAAUGUGAGCACUUGGGUCGAACAACAAAUACUGGAGGCCAAUACGAUUCUAGAGGCUUUUGGUAAUGCUAAGACGGUUAGAAAUGAUAAUUCAAGUAGAUUUGGUAAAUUUAUGCAAGUCUGUUUUGAUAACAAAUGGAUGAUCAAAGGGUGCAUUAUACAAGAUUAUCUACUCGAGCAAUCAAGAAUAACAUUUCAAAGUACUGGAGAAAGAAAUUACCACGUGUUUUACCAAUUAGUUGAGGGAGCCAAGGGAAACAAAGAUUUAGUGGAACAAUUUAGACUGAAACCUGCAGAAUUUUAUAAAUAUCUUAAUCAAUCUGGCUGCAUCAAAAUUGAGGGUGUAAACGAUGCAUGGAAAUUCGAUGGACUGCGAUUAGCAUUUAACGUAUUAAGGAUACCUAUGAAUAUGUGCGACGGUAUUUUUCGAGUUCUCUCUGCCAUUUUAUGGCUCGGAAAUACUACUUUUGAGGAUAUUGAUGGAGAAAAGUGUAAAUUGACUGAUGAAGACAUGGAAGUUUUGGAGAACGUGGCUAAACUGCUCGGCUUGCAAGUACCAGACAUUGUUCAGGUAACCCUGCUAAGGCAGAUCAAUGUCAGAGGGAACAUCACUGAAAUACCACUGAAACUACAAGAAGCUAUUGAAAACAGGCAUGCGAUGGCAAAAGCUCUGUAUUCCCGGACAUUUGCAUGGCUAGUGAAUCAUAUCAACACUUGCACAAAUCCAGGAUUAGAUUCAUCCAGAUUCCUUGGCGUGCUUGACAUUUUUGGUUUUGAAAAUUUCGCAGUCAAUUCAUUCGAACAGCUAUGCAUUAACUAUACAAACGAAAAACUCCACAAAUUUUUCAAUCAUUAUGUGUUUGCCUUGGAACAAGAAAUCUGCUCACUUCUUCAAUUGUCUUUCUUAUCAAUGUUAAACUCUAAAUCUAAAGAAAAUGUUUGUUUUGAGGGCUCAGACGGUGCCUAUCUGGUAAAUCUUCACACUGAAUUUGAGUCCCAUCCUCAGUAUGUAAAAGGUGAUGAUAGAAGGAAGUGGGAAAAAGAAUUCGGAAUCGAACACUAUGCCGGGACAGUCACUUACGCCAUCAAUGGCUUCGUCGAUAAAAACAGGGAUGUUCAGCAAGAUGUUUUCUUUGAUUUCAUGAGCCGGUCUGAAAAUGAAUUUGUUCAAGAAUUGACAAAUUAUCAGGAUUUGUUGACAACUUCUAAUUCAAGAAUGGCAAACACGGGGACAACAAUGGCUAGAGGUACGAGUAAAGGAAAACCUACGGUCAGCGAUACUUUUAGACACCAGCUUCAAGCACUUGUUGACGUUCUUCAAGCAACAAACCCAUGGUAUGUCAGAUGCAUCAAGCCUAAUAUGAAAAAAAUGUCAAACGAAUUUGAUGAAAAGUUAGUUCUCGAUCAGUUGAAAUACCUGGGAAUGCUGGAUAUUAUUCGGAUAAGAAAAGAAGGAUUUCCGAUUCAUAUGACAAUAGAUGAUUUUGUUGGAAGAUACAAAUGCCUUGGCAACUGGAAAGUGGUACUUGAUAAAAGAAACGCAAUCAGAGAUAUAAUGAAGUUAUUUAAUAUCAACAAUAAAGAGUGGCAGCUUGGUAAAACGAAAGUUUUUCUGAGAAGUUGUGUUCAUGAACCUUUAGAAGAUAAACGGCAGAAUAUUGUACAUAAAAGUGCUAUGAUCAUUCAAAAGAGGUGGAAAGGCUAUGUUGCUAAAAAAAGUUUCAAAAAACUCAGAAGUGCUGUUAUUCAAAUUCAACAUGCAUACAGAGGCUGGAAGUUAAGGCUGAAUUUCUUACAAAAAAGGAGAGCAGCCAUUAUUAUCCAAUCGCACUUAAGAGGAUUAUUUGCAAGAGAGGUUGCCGCUGCAUUAAAGGAGAUGCGCCGAGUAGAGGAAGAAAUGAGGAAAAGGGAAAAAAUGGAGGAAGAAAGAAGACAGAAAGAAGAAGAGUUGAAAAAAAAUAGUGAAAAUGCACAAACAACAAAGGAUGAUAGUUCUAAGAGCUCUGCUUCAGAAGAUAUUGCUGCUUUAUCGCAAAUAGCAGGACAAAUCAAUCCAAAAUUGAACGAACCUACUGGAGAUUCUGUUGAUUUAGAUAACCUAUUUGCAUUUCUAUCGGAUGUACAGCAAUCGGGGAAAAACUGUAUUAUAGAUGAAAUAGGACAAAAAAUGAACGAAUUAGUUUCUGAUUUGGAUGUUGAGCUUGAAACAGUUAUACAACAGGAACUUGAAGGUCUCAACAUGGAUUCAUCGUCUAGUCGAACUAAAGUGUUAAAACCUCCAUCACUUCCAGAACCAACGGAGCCACCACCGCCUCCACCUGCACAUAAUAAACAAGGAAAUGAACCAAUUUAUGAGUGUGUGCGACCCAGGGAAGAUAAUUCUCCACCACCUUUGCCAACUCCUCCACAUAAGAUCCAUUUGGCCAGCCCUCAGUUAUCUGAUUCACCACGACCACAUAAUGCUUGGCGCUGUAAUGGACAAGAAGACGGAGAACGGGAGCAAAGGAGGAAGUUCCGUGUUGAAAAGAAAAUACAAGAAAUGGAAGAACUACAAGAAAAAAAUGUUGACCCGUUGCAAGAUACGUACCACGAUAUUGUUGAAUUUGCACAUAAUUAUUUCAAUUCGCACGAAAGAACACCUGAAGGUACAAUUAUAGCUACGUUAACUAGAAAGAGUAAAUCAAUUGAAUUGAUGCCAAAAUAUGAAAUGGUGACUUAUUAUAAGGGUUCAAGUAUACCUACAUCUCAUAUACAGAUGUUUGAUCCUGAUAAUGUUAAUGUUGCUUGCAGUACAUUCAGGGAACUUUGCAAGUAUAUGCGAGGUGAAGCAAAAAAUGAAGUCCAAGCUAUUCAGGCGGUGAUAGGUGCUGGUCUUGAAAGAGAAGAAUUGAGGGAUGAAAUAUUUGUCCAGUGUAUCAGGCAAGUUACGAACAACCCAAAUCCUGAAGGAACGGAAAGACUUUGGCUCCUAUUGUGCCUCGCAGUAGUUGCUUUUCAACCAAGCAAAUUAUUAUUCAAGUACUUUAUCUGCUUUUUAAAAAAGAAUUUGCAGUGUGAAGGGAAAUUAAAACAGUACGUGCAAUGGUGUAUUGACAAUUGUAAUAAUAUCCGAGCUUCCUGUCGCCAAUAUCCUCCUUCUUCUGUAGAAAUAGCUGCGAUGAGAAGACUCGGAACCAUCGUCUGCCGUUUCUUCUUCCUCGAUGGCAGGACGAAGGCAAUCGACGUUCAUCCUACAGAUACAGCAAGCGAUGCGACUGCUAAGCUUGCUGAAAAAUUGGGAUUGAAAAAUUUAGAUGGUUGGGCAAUAUAUCAGAGUCGGCCCGAUGGAGAAGAGCAUGUUAGAGCACAUUACUAUUUAUACGACAUAAUAGCCGAGUGGGAAAUCAAGCAAACUAACAUGGGAUCAAUAAAUUCGUCAUUUUCUAAUAUCAGUCGAAGAGGUAACAGCACUACGUUGAGUUGUGGAGAAAAUAGAUUUAUUUUCAAAAGACGGCUGUUCAGAAACAUACGAGAAAUAUCGCAAGAUCCUAUCGAAGUGAAUAUGCUGUAUGCUCAAGCUGUUUAUUCAGUCGUAAAGAGCGACGACUUUCCAGUCAGUGAAAAAGUAGCGGUUCAGCUGGCAGGUUUACAAGCUCAAGUCGCGCUCGGAAAUCCAAAAGACAAUGGACAUUUAGAGUAUUAUACUGACAUUGAUAACUAUUUGCCAUACAGGAUCAGUAGAAUAAGAGGAGAUGAUGUUUGGGUGCCAAUUUUGGCCCAAGCUCAUCGUCAAUACGGUACUGGAAAGACUGAUUUAAUGGCCAAAGUCUUGUACCUGUCUUGUGUGAUGCAAUAUCCACUCUACGGUACCACUAUGUUCACUGUCACUUAUAGAGGCUACUGGUCAUACGGCAACAGUGUCAUUUUGGGAGUUAACUUCGAGGGCAUUAUGUUAAUAAAGGCCGAUGAUAAAUUUGUAUUAUAUGAAUUUAGAUACCAUGAAAUUGAAUCUAUAUUUUUAGACCCUAGCGAUAGUUUUAUUACCAUUAAUUUAAUGAGGCAAGGUGACCAGAACUUCCAUAAAUGUUUUGUGUUUGAAACGCAACAAAAGACUGAAAUAGGCUCCUUAAUUGUAAGCUAUUGUCCAGCCUUAUCAACAUGGAUGACUGAGAACGAAGUUCCUGUAAAGGCCAUAACUAAUGAAGAUAGAAUCAGAGCUUACCAAAAUCUCGUUGCUUGCCGAAGAUUACUUAUUGAUGCUGAUAUUCUGAGGAAACCGUUAGAUUCAGGAGGUGGAUUCAUUCGAAAUACUUUGAGGAGGCUAAGCAGACAUCGUUUAGAUAAAUUCCGUGCAGAGCAUAGCACUCUUGACCAUGGAGAAACGUACAAAGGCUAUCCAAUGUCAUUUUGGUGUUUCAAUCGGCAACCAUUAACCCAGAGUAUAACGAAACUUCAGGAGCCUGAAGACCAAAUUGCGCUGCAGAUGUUUCACAUCAUUUUUACUUACGCUGGUCUAGGACAAAAUGGCGAAAUGGUCAGAAGAGCGGAAGACGAACAUGUGAAUCUAAUUCAAAAUAUAAUGGAAAGAGCGAUGCGCAAAGACACCCUACUGGGUGAACUGUAUCUGCAGCUUAUCAAACAAACAACAGAACAUCCCGAUCCAAAUUCAAGGGUUAAUUUAAGACACUGGGCAUUAUUAUCACUUGCAUGUUCAGUUGUAUUGCCUCCUCAAAGAAGCAUUAGAAAGUAUUUAAUAGCACACUUGAAAAGAUGCUCAGGUGACUGUAUUACCGAAGAAGGAAAAUAUGCAAGAUUCGCUGAAAAGUGCUUGCAUAAAACUCAAGGUACACGUAGGAGACAGUGGGCACCUUCAAGGGAAGAAAUCAUGUGCACUAUUAACAGAAGGCCUAUAUACGCCAAGUUUCACUUUAUGGAUGGACAGUAUUACGCUGUGGAAUUUCAUCCUUCUGCUACAGCCAAAGAUGUCAUGGAAUUGGUGAAAGAUAAAAUAGGCCUGAGACAAUCUGCUAUGGGCUAUGCAAUUUAUGAAGUCCUUGGGAAUUCUGAGAGAAGCCUUAUAGCAGAAGAAAAAGUUGCCGAUAUUAUGUCAAAGUGGGAAAGAUACAGGAACUCAAAUACUCAACCAGCCCCGAAAGCGUCGAGAAAGCCUCAUCAGUUUUUCUUAUUCAAAAAGCACCUGUUCCUUGAUCAAUAUAUGGAUUUGGAUGAUCCCGUUGAAAAAGAAUUACUUUAUCAUCAAGUCCUUCAUGGAUUAAGAGCUGAUAGAUUUCCAGUCGCUGAAAAAGAAGCCAUGAUGCUAGCAGCUCUUCAAGCACAGGUAGAACUAGGCGAUUGCACGUCAAAUGAUAUUGAUUAUAGAGGUGUAGCCUCGCAUUGCUUACCUUCACGCUUAGUUCCAAACGUUCCCCAUGAAGGAAUAACCCUCCACCACCAAAGCCUGCGUGGAAUGACUUCGCCCGAGGCCAAAAAGGCCUUUUUAAAUCUUAUAAGGAGUUGGCCAUUACACAGAGCCACAAUAUUCGAUGUUAUGCAAUCAUUUACAUCAAAUUGGCCGAGAGUGUUGUGGCUUGCAGUGGACCAAGUCGGCUUACAUUUGCUGGAACAUCGAUCAAGAAAUGCUCUUUGCAGUUACGAAUAUGAGAGUAUCUUAAGCUACAGCCCCGCUUUGAACUGUUUGAUGAUAAUAACCGGUAGUGAAAAGAAACAAAGCAAAGUUAUUCUUACUACAUCUCAAGCAUUUCAAAUAGCGACACUAAUCAAGGAGUACACUGAGGUUCUACAGUCUCCACAUGACAUGCGUAAAAGAGAGAUAAACAGUAAGAAAAAGGCGAGCUUCAACAAUAGGCCAGUCAGCAUUCUGUACAAACCGGCUCCGGUUAUAGAGCCACAUUUGAGUUAACCGCAGCCUUUAACUUAAAAUAAUCAAUAACAUGUUUAAUAUCCUUGUUUUGUAAGAAAGAUAAAUUGAAGAUGUCUAUAACUGUUUGUAUAUUUUUCGAGUAAGCCGAUAAAUUUGUCAUAUAACUGAAAGAGAUUGGAAUCAAGUGAUAUUGUUUUUUUAAAAUUUAUUUAUUUAUUUAUUUUUUUUUUUUUUUUAAUAACAGUUUGCUAGUAAUAUCAACCUUUAUUAUAAGCGUAAUAUCUAAAAUGCCAAUUACUAUAAUCAAUGUUUUUUAUCAUGACUGUACGUUUAAUCAGUCUAUAAAAUGGGUUUGUAAGAUGCAUUAAUGCCAUAAAGCAAUGUUUGUAACAAUUCCAGCAAGUGUGAAAAGUACUACUUUGACCAAACCAAAGAAUAGAAUAAAUAUCAAAUUUAUGCUUCAUGAAAUAUGGAAAUUUUUAAUAUUCAAUACAUUUGUGAAUGCUGUAUAUAUGUUUUAUAUUAUAGCCAAAUUUAGUGCAUUACUGUAUCGAUUAACAAGUUAAGAUCACAUGUAUAAUUGUUUAUACUUAAUUUCAUUAGAGAAUUUGUAACUAUUAUUUUAUUUCUAUGCUGUUGUCUUGUUUUAAUUUUUAAACAAAUAAUACUGUGAUAAAUCUGUAGUAUUAUAAGGUGACUUUUGAAUUUUAGAGUUUUUUGUCAUAAAUGUUGUCUUCCAGAAAUUGGCUUAUUGCUUCAUGAAAACUGUAUACAAAACGAACAUAUAUAUCUGGUAAACAGCAGCUAAGUUUUAAAUUUAAAAAUUAAGAGAUUCAUUGUCCCAUAAAAUUCGGAAAAUUGUCUGUGUGUGUUUGUGUGUUGUAUGGAGAGUAUACAAGUAUGAAAACAGGUGGGUUUUAUAAGGAUAAGGAAAAACGAGACACCAGGGAUUUACAAGCUGCAAUGAAAAUUACCAAUCGUCAGCAGAUCUGUUGCACACACAUAAUAUUUGUUAUUAGAUCAAAGUUUAUAAAAUUUAAAAACAAAUGUAAAUGUUACAGUCCUACUACCAGUUUCUUUAUUUACUAUAAGUUUAUGUACAGUUUUACAGAUCUUUAACACAUUCAACACUAGCUGGAAUUUAAAUUUUCAGUCUACAAGGAUGGCAUUUUUUUUUUUUUUUAAUCCGGUUGGAACACUCCCCUGAACGUCAGCCGCAUUGAACAUAUUAAGAUUCAACAUUUAACAUAUUGUAUUAAGUAUUUUUAAUUGAAAUUCAUAGGAGUUAGAAGAAGCAUAGUAAACCAAAUUUUAAUGUAACAGGCCCAGUCUAAUGAAACAGGGCCAGCAAUGCUCAAAUAGUUAAUCAUUAUGAGAUCUCUGCUUAUGAUAUUGCAUUCAAUAUAAUUUAUAGUUAAACUUUGACUGUUUCAAUAAAUUUUUAGAAAUUAUUUUAUAAAAAGUAAAGUUGAGGUUACAACUUUAUUCAUAAUUGUAAUAAUCGACUAAUAAAGUAGUGAAUUCUCUAGAAAAAUUAUGCAAAAAAAGUAUUAAAAAGAACUCAGGGAAAAGUGAUUUGCUGAUUUUAGAAAGCUCAUCACACAUAACAAACACACACAUAGAUAUAUAUACAAAAGAAGCUUUGGGAGAAAAAGAUACAUUUUUGUAUGAAGGGCACUGGGGAAGAAUGACAGUCCGCCCGCACAGUAUACCAACUUCAAGAGAAAAAUUUAAAAUUAGUUUCUGAUUGAAUUUAAAAUUAGUGUUUCAAAAUAAUACAAAUUAAAUACACUUUUCCUGGGAUCAGGCUGGCUUUGUUGGAUCAUUUAUGUAUUCAUCCCACUUUAUUUAAAAUUUGUCGACGUAGGCCAAUAUUUUAGGGCUUCCUUCCGGGUACAGUUUUUCAAACUUCAGUCUCACAACAUUCUUUUGACCCCAUUAGGGAUUUUGUCAAAUUUCAGCAUCCUGUUUAACCAGGUAGGAAAGGAUAGAAGGGCUGGACUGAAGUUCUUCCUAAGAUCCACCUGAAAUCAUACCAUUUGCCUCUAGUAUUGUUAAUCUUCCCCAGAAUCCUACAGAUGUUAAAGAACAACAAAAAGAUCUGUUUUGACUUAGUGUAUACAAAAAUAAUUACUUAAAAGUAAUCAUGAAAAUACUGUUACAAGAUAUAAAAUUUAUGGAAAUAAUUUAUACGCUUAACACAUAGGCUUAAGAUAUAUAAAUGAAAAUCAUGAAGUCAUGACCCACUAUCAUCAUGCCCGGGAAAUGUUUGUCCCCCCCCCCCUGAAAUAUUGAAAAUUAUUUUUUUACUCAGCUAAUUUUAACAAAUUGCAAUCAGAUUUCAUUAGUACUAAAAAUGCUUAUGAUAUUUGUUUGAAUUUUCUGCCAGGACUCGUGAUAAGAAAAAUCUACACACUUUUAUGCAAUUGAGUUUUGACACAGCCAGCUAAAUCACUUUAUACAAAGUUUAAAAGUUUAAAGUUCUAAUUUAACAAUCAAAGCUUUUUUUUAAACAUGUUGAGACUGUCAAAUUAUUAAAUGAAAUUUUAUAACAUAAUAAUGCUAAACUGCUUUAUCAUCUAAAGACAAUUGUAACAAUUUUGUUUAUUUAUUUAUCCUUCUACAAAAUUUAGUCUUUAAAUACAAAUUUUCAGUUCCUGAACUUAAAUCUUAUAUCAGGAGUGGUAUUAUUUUAACUUAGGCUUCUUUCUACUCCUGUAGUUUACAUCUAGUAAAUAUCUGUUGAAAAUAGAAGAAAAAACUUGAGUUAUUAUUAACUAAAAUUUAAUGUUACAUUUGUUUUAAGUCUACAUUUUACAAACACAUUUUUUCCUAUGAAACUAGAGAUAAAACGUAACACUAACUGAGAUCUAUAAAAUUAGGGAUAGCUGUUAAAAAAAAGAAGCACAUGUAUAUAUUAAAAUAGUAACAUAUUUUAUAUAUAUGUUACUGAUAUGGAAGCGGCAGUAUUAACUUUGACCCUAAUAAUUGUGUAAUUGUGUUUACACUUGUUAGAUUAUGUUAUUAUGUUAUUAAAUGCUAUAAAAUAUUUUAUCAAAGUCCUUAUUGUAAAAAAUGUAGAUUAUAAUGCCUUUGUUUCUAUUUGAAGAAAAAAAUUAUACUUUAAUAGUCUGCAUUGUAAUUAAAAAUAUUUAUAGCAUCAUAAAAUUAUUAAAAUUAAAUAACGUUAAAAUAUAUAUUUAUAUACACUUUUAAAAUUGUUUAGCUUUGUAUUAAGAGCCAGACUUUUGUAACAUAAGACUGUUAACAGCUAAAAUCCUGGGUGUCUUUAUUUCUGUUUAUUGGCCAGUGAUUUCUAUUAAACUAUAGUGGUUACCUAAUUGAUAUUGUAAAUAAAUUUACAGUUGUUUAAAUGA